AUGGACGUUUUGUUUCCUCGACAGGCCAACAGCUGCUCUGGAAGCAAGCAGUGGUAUGUCUGUACGGCUGGGAGCUUUCGUGGAUGCUGCUCCAGUGAUCCUUGUACGAGGGGCGUCUGUCCGGAUGAUGAAUCGGUAUCUUCUUCAUCGACGACUACCUCUACCCCCUCGUCGGAGUCAUCAGCCGACACAGACUCUUUGACCUUUUGGACCACGGUGAACAGCCGCACCGGGGGCGCGGCGACUAUCACAACAGAAUCCCCAACUACCUCGCCCACGGCUUCGACUACAGACGCCAAAAUUACCAGUCUGGUGAAACCCAGCACUAGUGCCGCUGCAGGUACCACGACACUCACUUCAUCCAGUGCAGCAGGUGCCAGAUCCGCCAGCCAUGCAGGCCUUAUCGGCGGAGUAGUGGGAGGCAUCGCAGCAUUGGUCCUCUGCACUCUUUUGAUCUUCUGCUGGCGCCGCAAGAAGCGCGCGAAAAGGUUCACACUCCUCAGAUGGCAGAAAUCCGGAUCGAGUCAACCCCAUUAUGAUCCAGAUAUGGCCUUCAACAUGAAGGGAGACUUCUCCCCAUCAUUCAAUGAGACCAGUCGGUUGAAUGACUCAUCUCCCAAUCGCCCACCAUCAGCCCCAUCAGCCACGGGCUCGCACACGAACCCGAACACACUGCACGCCGAGUCCCUGCCGAGUAGCCUCAGCAACACCGCCACCAACAACAACAGCGCCAGGGGUCUAGCUAUAGGAGCAGCGUCCGUAUCCUCAGCAACGCUAACCUCCCAGUCUUUGCGCGGCCUCCCCGUUCUCCCACCCAUCAUCCCAACCUCCAGCGAGGUCUUCGCCUCCAUUCCCAGCCGCGUAGGCCUCACCCCCGAGCUCCCAGACACGGGAUUCUACCGCCAGCGCGCCGAACUAGCCCCGCACUCACAGAGCGAACUAAUCAACGUGCCGCUGGACCAGCGCCGACGCAGAAACCCGCUGCGCCGGCAUUCGAAACUCGCCGGCGACGAGGAAAAGAGAAAGAAGAAGGAAAAGUUCUCUUCUUCUUCUUCCUCAUCAACUUCUUCUCGGUCUCGCGAUUCACCUGCUAUCCCUUCGAGCGUGGCGAGUCCAAGCAGCUGUAGUAUCAGCAGCGCUAAUAGCCCCGGUCUCGCAACCCGCCACACAGCUCGAAGAGUGGUUACCGCAGACGGAGUCGUACUGGGCGCGAACCUGGAUUUCUUUCCCGGUGGACCGCACUCUGUUUUCGAAAGUCAAUGUCAAAGUCAGGAGCAGGGACAAAGCCGCAAAACGAAGAACAGCGAGUGCGGCUCCAAGAAUCAUGUCAUGAGCUUCAUGCACUAUGAUAGUGAUGUUGAGCUGGGAGAAGGAGGGUUCGUGGGGCAUGCUGCCGUUUCAUCGGACAGGAGUGCUUUCCAGACUGCGGCGUCCGGGUCGUCUCCUGCGCUGACUAUGCCGACGCUGGAGGAGCAAGUCUCUUCGCCUUCCGGUGAGGCGUUGGCGGCUAAUGAGGCUGGUGGCUAUUCGCCUGAGAAGGAUGUUAAAACGCCCUCUGGGACGAUUGGGUUGGACGUUCGUGGGGAAUGA
This is a messenger RNA of Penicillium alfredii, 1590 nucleotides long. RefSeq lists its product as uncharacterized. The transcript has 2 exons. NCBI's taxonomy places the organism in Eukaryota, Fungi, Ascomycota, Eurotiomycetes, Eurotiales, Aspergillaceae. The record is from RefSeq and is a predicted model, not a curated record. Bases 1 to 1590 code for a protein of 529 amino acids.